Molecule: messenger RNA, 428 nt
Organism: Eptesicus fuscus (big brown bat)
Lineage: Eukaryota; Metazoa; Chordata; Mammalia; Chiroptera; Vespertilionidae
Gene: ATP5F1E
Product: ATP synthase F1 subunit epsilon
Exons: 3
Coding region: 119-274 (51 amino acids)
Biological process (GO): proton motive force-driven mitochondrial ATP synthesis
Cellular component (GO): mitochondrial inner membrane
Molecular function (GO): proton-transporting ATP synthase activity, rotational mechanism
Source: RefSeq, a predicted model, not a curated record
UCCGGAGCUCCGCCCCUUCCGCUUCCCAGGCCUGACCUUCCGGCCGCUGGGUCGCACGCUGAGCCGACAUUGAGGCGUCCUCACGAUUCGGUCAGACCUUCCCCCCUCUCGCGGCAUCAUGGUGGCCUACUGGCGACAGGCUGGACUCAGCUACAUCCGCUACUCCCAGAUCUGUGCAAAAGCAGUGAGGGAUGCACUGAAAACUGAAUUCAAAGCAGGCGCCGAGAAGUCUUCCGGCAGCAGUGUCAAAAUUGUGAAAGUGAAGAAGGAAUAAUGUACCCUGCCUAAAGCUGGAAGUGCUACAUUUCCCAGGUGAAGAUGUGUGGGCACAGGUUAUGGCAGAUGGAAAACGAUCUCACUUCAUGGGGAAAAUAACACUGUAUACGGAUGGAUUGGCAGUGCCAAUAAACUGAAACAUGCUUCCCUCA